This is a messenger RNA of Tuber aestivum (summer truffle), 1144 nucleotides long. The record is from the annotation of a GenBank genome assembly. Lineage: Eukaryota; Fungi; Ascomycota; Pezizomycetes; Pezizales; Tuberaceae.
CCGGAUGCGGCAAGAGUGUCCUCAGGUGAGAGCCCAAGUGGAUAUCUGGAGGAGCAAUAUCAUUUCCAGAUUGCUAACUCAAUCUUCAGUGCUACUUCCAUUGAAGACGUCAAAAGGGUGUGCAACAUGAACGAUGAUUACGGGUUAGCUUAUUUCUACUUCACCUUCAGCGACUCUGAGAAGCAGAAAUUGGACAACAUGCUUCUAUCCAUUAUUGGCCAACUUGCAAAAAGGCCUUCGGAUCGAGGUCUGCCAGCUGCGGUUGUAGACCUCUAUAAUAGUACCAAGGGAAUUGGGAAGUCGGCGGAUACCAGCACUCUGAAGGUUCUAUUGGCGCAAAUUAUAAAGGAUUUCAGGAAGGCAUUUAUCAUCCUCGAUGCCUUGGAUGAAUUUCCCAAGGGCACACGGGAGAGUCUACUAUCUUGGAUCAAGGAGCUUACCCUUGAUCAUCAGGCUGGAUCGCUUUCCAUUCUCGUCACCAGCCGUCCCGAGGCCGAUAUAGUGGGAUCCCUACAACCACUCACGGCUUUUUCAAUUUCGCUACAAUCCAAAACUAUCGAUCCGGAUAUCCGAACAUAUGUACAGAAAUCUCUAUCGGGCAAGGAUGGAUUCAAGAAAUUUACCGAAGAAAUUAAGAAUGAGAUAGAGGACACACUAGUUGUCCGUUCUCAAGGAAUGUAUGUUAUACUCGACUAUUGAGAUUUUAAUUUAUGCUGAUACAAGGGUGGGAAUGUUAAGGUUCCGAUGGGUGGAUUGCCUUUUGCGAAUUCUAGAAGCAUGUUUGGCGCCGGAGGAUGCAAGAGAAGCGUUGAGGAAGGUGCCUAAAGACUUGGAUUCUGUCUAUGAGAGGAUCCUGGAAAGCAUCGAUGAGGUGCAAAGGAUAUACGUCCAGCGAGCGAUGAAUUGGCUGGCAUUUUCGGUAGAACCCUUGACGCUAGGCCAGCUUGCAGAGGCCGCCGUGAUCGAAUACGAUGUCGAAAAAUAUGGCGAGGAUCCUAAGACUCGGGCUCUUUUUGAUACUGGUUGCCUCAUGAGCAUUUGUCCUAGCCUUAUUUCCUUCGAGGAUGCCAGGGACGAUGAAUCAUCCCCACAGGAACACCGCCGAUUACGACUGGCACAUUUCUCGGUAAAGGAAUAUUUGAUC